Molecule: messenger RNA, 1010 nt
Organism: Polistes canadensis
Lineage: Eukaryota; Metazoa; Arthropoda; Insecta; Hymenoptera; Vespidae
Exons: 2
Coding region: 104-958 (284 amino acids)
Molecular function (GO): N-acetyltransferase activity
Source: RefSeq, a predicted model, not a curated record
ACAAGUUAUAUAAAAAUAAAAUUUGUUUGUUUAAAUAAGCAUUAUAAAUACAUUUACAGUUGUGUAUAUAGCUGAUACGAAGAUUUUAAUAUAGGAAAUAAACAUGGAAAAUCUUCUUUGUAUUCGACUUUAUAAACGAGAAGAUGAACCGUAUUGCAAAGAACUAGCUAGAAGUACUUUUAUGACUUUAUUGAAUCCGUUAUACACUAAUUUUAUAAUUGCAAAAAAUCGUUUUCAAAUUCUUCUCGCGCUUUCUUCUUGCCAGUUAUAUUGGUCGAGUACUUCUUUUCCGUAUUUCUUAAUGUAUCCAUUAAUAAUUACAUGUGGAAUCUACAUUAUGCUGUAUCUACUAUUCUGGAAAAUAGUUCAAGAAUCCCAAAAAGAAGUAUUUGAUGCUGCACGGAAGUGCAACGCAAAGAGUGACAAAUGUUUUUGGGUAGCUGAAGCAUAUCAUUAUCGUUUUGUAAAAAACUUUCAACCAUAUUUGCGUUAUACAUGGUUAACAGAAAAAGAAUUACAGAAAUCUAAUAUUAAUUUAUCCGAUUAUGAUAAGAAAAUAGUAGGCUUUAUUGGAGUGAAUAAAAAUGUUAGAAUUAACAAUUGUGCUAUGUUAAAUGAAUUCCUUGUUCAUAAUGAUUAUACGCGGAAAGGCAUAGGAACUCAACUCAUUAAAACUGUUCUUCAAUUUUGCGAUGAAAAAAAAUAUACACGCGUGAAUUUGCAAUUUUUCGAAUUUCUGACAAACGCUAUAAAUUUAAGUAAAAAAUUAGGCUUCAAAUACUAUGAAACACAGUCAAAAAUUUUUUUUCCAUUAUUAGUGGAAGUAAAAAUGCAUGAAUUCUCCUACCUAACGCAAGUUACUAGACCUACAGAUAGUAUUAAAAUCAACAAACAAAUGUCAACAAAAAGUGUAACACAAAUACAGAAAAGACGCUUCUUAAGACAUUUAAAUUUUUAAAUUUUAUAUUAUUUUAUAAAAUACCUUAAUCUUUGAAUAGUAUUUUAUGAAA